AAGCCAUCAAGGAGGAGAUCAGGGUACUCUCGACCCCUGAUCUGAUCGCACGGUCCAACGAGCUGCAGGACCGGAUCCGCUACGUAGCGGACCAUAGUGCGAACUUGAAGGGCAACUUCAAGCGUGACCUUCGCCUAUGCAGCAAGGUGACGAAAGUAGUGAGCGAGGAGCUGCACGCAAGAUCACAAGCUCCAGUCGACGUGCGACAACUAAGGUUGCAUAAUGCAACCUUGGAAAUGAAAACUUCUGAGCAGGAACUCACCAUAGCCUCCCUGAAGACGAUGGUGGAGCAACUGAGGGCACAGGUGGAUCGAAUGAGGGAGCGGCCUCAUCUGACCUCCGUCGAGAACCGAAAAAAGGGAGUGGAACGGGGUAAUGAGGGGACAACCCUUCGGCAGGAGCUCCUCGCCAUGGAGGAGAGAAUUACUAAGCGCGUAACCGGGAUGAUCGAGAGCAUCCUCGAGAAGAACGUGACCGGUAUAAGGGCACCCACGACCUCGGUACGGACUAUCCCCAUCCGAAGUACCCGGUCAGGAGGGAGUGCUCUGACCGCCAGCGGGAAGGGGCCACCGCCAAAGUCCCUGACCUUCGCGGAAUGUGUCAGGCGAGGGCUUGACACAAGGUCCAAGAAGGGAAUGACGACCUCAACGCCAUACGGGACGGACACUGAGGAGGAUGGAGAGUGGAGGAAGGUCUCCAGACGUUCCCGUCCAAGACCCGCUCAGUCCUCGGACCCGGAUGCCACCACCUCCGGCGUAGAAGGCCCAAAGCGGCAAAGCAAGAAGAAGGCCACUAAAAAGGGGAAACCCAAGGUUGGGCGGGUGCCAAAGACGGCGGCGGUGUCGGUCAGCCUGGCGCCAGGGUCAAGAGCGACGAUGACCGACACGAUAAAGGAAGCCAGAGCUAAUAUCGUGUUAGAGGAGAUUGGCAUCGGUCCAGGGGAGCUCAGGCCCAAAAGAGCUAUCACAGGAGCUAUGAUCCUGGAAGUAGUAGGGGAAGAUAACGCCAAGAAGGCUACUGCUCUGGCUACGACGAUGCGUGCACUAUUUGAUGGAAGGGCGGACGUCAAAAUUGCGGUGCCCCAAAAGAUGGCGGAGGUGCGGGUAACCAGAAUAGACGACUCGGUUACCCCACAGGAAAUUGCGUCGGCAAUCGCAGACAAGGGUGAGUGUAGCGUGGAGGAUGUAAAGGUGGGAACCAUAAAGUUCACACCCUAUGGAAUGGGCACGGCAUGGGUGAAAUGCCCUGUCGCCGCCGCGAAGAGGAUAGUAGCACUGGAGCGGCUCAUGGUCGGCUGGUCGGCUACAAUAGUGACCCCACUGGAGGCCAGGCCGCUCCAGUGCUACAAAUGCCUUGAAUUUGGGCACGUUAAGAUACGCUGCCCAAAAGCAGAUGAGGCCCCGGUGCAGAAAUGCUUCCGUUGUGGCAACGAGGGGCACCUCAUAGCGGAGUGUAAAGAAGAGAAACACUCCUGCAUCAUUUGCAAGAGGAGAGGCUACGAGGCGAAUCACCGUAUGGGCGGGCCCUACUGUAGGACCCUGAAAGAGAGUAGGCGUCGUGUUGGAAACACCACCCCUAAAAGGCAGGAGGAGACGGAUAAGGUCUUCAAAAAGCCGACGGGCCCGGCCUUGAAGACUAAGAAACAGAAGCAGAAAGUUAGCCCUCUGGAUACGCUGGACAUAUCGUCCAUUGAUAACGGUGAAUUGUCCAUGGACGUGGAUUUACCAUAA
This is a messenger RNA of Nomia melanderi (Alkali bee), 1730 nucleotides long. Lineage: Eukaryota; Metazoa; Arthropoda; Insecta; Hymenoptera; Halictidae. The record is from RefSeq and is a predicted model, not a curated record.